AUGGAUGACUGGGAUACCGUUACAAAGAUUGGAAGCAAGUCCCGCGGCGGCGGAACUUCCAAGGAGACCGUCGUACGCGGAAAAUCUGCCCUGAAUGCUGCUCAGCGCAGCGGAGCCGUUGUUGGGACCGAGAAGAAAUUUGGCGCUGGUAACUCUGCAUCCAAGCCCGGUGUCGAAGGCCAGCAUCUGACCAAGGUCGACCGAAGUGAUGAUAUCGUCAAGCCCAACACGGUCGGCAAGGAGGUCGGCAGUGUCAUCUCGGACCAGCGCCAGAAGAUGGAGCCGAAGAUGACGCAGAAGGAUCUGGCGACCAAGUGCAACACUACACAGAGCAUUGUGGCGGAUUUCGAGAGGGGGACGGCGACACCGGAUCAGAAGGUUCUCGCGGCCAUGGAGAAGGCAUUGGGCAUUAAGCUGAGGGGGAGUGAUAUUGGAGCGCCGAGAUUUGGGCCUAAGAAGAAGUAG
Messenger RNA from Lachnellula hyalina, 465 nucleotides. RefSeq names its product Multiprotein-bridging factor (gene MBF1). Gene Ontology annotation, molecular function: DNA binding. Bases 1 to 465 code for a protein of 154 amino acids. Gene Ontology annotation, cellular component: nucleus. The transcript has 2 exons. Lineage: Eukaryota; Fungi; Ascomycota; Leotiomycetes; Helotiales; Lachnaceae. The record is from RefSeq and is a predicted model, not a curated record.